This is a messenger RNA of Pelagomonas calceolata, 1392 nucleotides long. The record is from the annotation of a GenBank genome assembly. Lineage: Eukaryota; Pelagophyceae; Pelagomonadales; Pelagomonadaceae.
AUGCGUGGGCCGUUCGUGUCGAGUCGCUCCGGCGAUUCCGCGACCGCUCGCCCCAAAUUCCACCUCCUUCAAGGGUUCGGCCGUCGGCCGCCACCCUUGCUGGGAGAUAACCUUGGGGCUAACACUUCUUCGCACAGGCAUGCCGAGGUAAAGUUAGCCUAACUAGGGUAUCUCAGCGAUCUUUCUGCCAACGGACGCCAAGGCACCCCAGGGCCUCCGCACGGACCUCUACAAAAAACCGAGGUAGCGGAUGUAUCGACCUUGGCUGGUGCUCGGCGUGGCGGCCGCGCUGCGGCUCCCCGCCGCGCCGUACAUAAGUCAGGACUGCAACGCGGGCCGGCGGGCGCCGCGCGCGCCCGAGCGGCCGCCGCCGAGCCGGCGCGACUGGAACGACUUCAUUCGCUUGGUGCAACACGCGCACGGCCAGAUCGCCGAGCCGGCGCGGACCGGCGUCCUUCAUUGCUCUCGUGGCCUAAUGGACAAGGCGUCGCCCUCCUAAGGCGAAGAUUGCGGGUUCGAGUCCCGUCGUGAGUAGCGUCGACCGGUCCGCGCCCGACGCAGGUGACGAGUCAGCUGGCCACGGGCGACAUCAAGGCGCUCUGCGCGGCGCGCGCGGCCGCGGCGACGGACCAGAUCCGGGACGUGGCGGCGACGGGGUCGCGGCGGUGCCUCGUCGAGCUGGGCGCGCGCGAGGGCCGCGUCGCGACGGUGCUCGCCGACCUGGGCUUCGAGAAGACCUACCUCGUCGACCGCGACCACCCGACGUCCGACGAGGCGCGGGCGACGCGGGGCGAGCGCGUCACGGCGGAUUUAAGGCACUUUGAUGUGGCGGCGCUCACGGACGCGUCCUGCGUCGUCGCCAAGCACGUGUGCGGCGUCGCGAUGGACUACUCCGUGCGCAUGGUCGCGCGCGCGCGGCCCGAGGUCUUUGCGUUCGCGCCGUGCUGUUAUUUUUCCUGCGAAUACGACGCGUACCCGGGUCGCGAGCUGCUCGCGGAGCUGGGAGUCUGCAGGGACGCGCGCGACUUCGACAUGCUCAAGAAGCUCACGCAGUGGGGGCCGAACCAGUUCUCGCCGUCCACCGAGGCCGCGGGCCGGUGGGCUAUGGACUUGAUUGAUGCGGGGCGCGUCGACUUUCUGCGGCGGAGCGGCCUCGACGCGGCGGCGCUGCCCUACGCCGACGCGCGGCUCGCGCUCGACGGGGCGCUCGAGUGCACGCUGCUGGUCGGCUGGCGGCCCCCGGACGCGGACGCGGAUGCGGCGGCGGCGUCGCCCUGGGAUACGUACCAAGACGAAAACGGCACGCCGUACUACCACAACCGCGAGACGGGGGAGACGGCGUGGACGCUGCCCGGCGAGUCCUGACUGUUAUGUGUAAGAUUUUUUGUAGAC